GAACGAAUUGGUGAUUUGGAUGUCAGUGUAUGUGUCAAAUUUUUCUUUGAGCUGACAAGAUUUUUAUAAAUAAUGGACUCCCAUCCAUCUAAAUCGGACAUAGAAGCGGUGUUUAAUAGGUUAAGAACAAUACCCGCCAACAAGACAUGUUUCGAUUGCAAUGCAAAAAAUCCAUCCUGGUCCAGUGUAACCUAUGGAAUUUUUAUAUGCCUAGACUGUUCAGCAGUCCAUCGAAGUUUGGGGGUACAUUUAACAUUUGUAAGGUCCACACAGUUGGAUACUAAUUGGACAUGGGUUCAGUUGAGACAGAUGCAAUUAGGAGGAAAUAGCAAUGCUUUGCAAUUCUUCCAACAACACAAUUGUGUUACUACAGAUGCACAGAAGAAAUAUAAUUCUCGGGCUGCACAGUUGUACCGAGAAAAACUGCACCAAGCUGCUGUCAGUUCUUUGAAAAAUAACAAGGAGCUUCAUAUUCAUCCAAUUGAAGACAAGAAUGACAAUACAGAAAAGGAGGUAGAUUUCUUCUCUGAACAUGAAAAUUUUACUUCAACUGAAGUUCCUGAUUUGCCAGAGCAGCACUUAAGCAAGAAUACUGUUACUUCAUCAAACCCUGGUGAGGGACCAAAGGUUGACUUUUCACAGUCUGCAGAACCUAGAAAAUCAACAAUCACAGCAAGGAAAGCUCCUGCUAAAAAGUCUGGUUUGGGCGCCAAGAAAACUGGUCUGGGUGCUACAAAAGUGAAGACGAAUUUCGCUGAUUUGGAACGUGAGGCCGAACUGGCUGAACAAUCACGUCUCCGAGCCAUUGAAGAAACGGCCAAAGCAGCUGCCCUUUCAGCCAAGGAGCAAGAGGAGAGGGACGCCGCUGUCAGACUAGCAUAUAAAGAUUUAGGCAAGGAAGUACAAAAGAAGGAGGAACAAGUCCGUAAGCAGGAUCCACGCAAGGCGGAACAGGUCGAGCGACUCGGAAUGGGAAUCGGAUCUAGAACGGGUGUAUCACAUUCGGCAGUCAGCGAUAUGCAGGUGAUAGAACAAGAAAAUCAACAGUCACAACCAUCAACUCUUAGUUCCCUGGGGAAAUUACGGAUAUCAGAUAAUGACAGUUUCUUUGACGAUUAUUCGUCGUUUUCGAUGUCCUACGAUCGCAUGUACAGAAACAGUCCAUCGUCCACAAGCAGCGGUUAUGCUAGUGCAAAAGCUGAUCUACUGGCUGAAGCAAGUAAUAACUCAGCCAGAGGCACAGAUAGCUGGGUCAUCGUGGAUGAUACACCAGAGAAACCCAAACCUAGUUUUAGUUCUUAUGAUAAACCAAGAGUGGUUGACAAAUCUCCCGGAGGUGGAGAUGAGGCACAAAAGAAAUUUGGUAACGCGAAAGCCAUCUCGUCUGAUCAAUUCUUUAAUAAUCAGGAAACUGAUUAUGAAACAAAAGCAAACCUUAAUAGAUUCCAAGGAUCUUCCAGUAUUUCAUCUGCAGACUUUUUCGGAAAUGGAAGUGAAAUGCCUCGUAAUAAUUAUGGAAGCAACUUACAACAAUAUGAUUUGGAUGAUGUAAAAGAAAGUGUGCGACAAGGUGUAACGAAAGUAGCAGGAAAAAUUGGUUCCUUAGCUAAUGGUUUCAUGUCUUCACUACAGGAUCGCUAUGGUUAUUAGCAUUGACAAAAUUGUUUAAAAUAUAUUACUAAUUGCUUGGCACAUUUGUGAUUCAUAAAUUUGUUAAAACUAGGUCAUUUAGUAAAUUUUAUGAAAAAUG
Molecule: messenger RNA, 1750 nt
Organism: Aethina tumida (small hive beetle)
Lineage: Eukaryota; Metazoa; Arthropoda; Insecta; Coleoptera; Nitidulidae
Gene: ArfGAP3
Product: ADP-ribosylation factor GTPase-activating protein 2
Exons: 10
Coding region: 73-1650 (525 amino acids)
Biological process (GO): COPI coating of Golgi vesicle
Molecular function (GO): GTPase activator activity
Source: RefSeq, a predicted model, not a curated record